GCCAUACCUCCCAUACCUCCCAUACCUCCCAUACCUCCCAUACCUCCACCUCCCUCAAUCUACCACAAUAUCCCACAAUACACACCACAAGUCGAAGGCCAACUGGCAAACGCGGGCGUCUACGAGUGAAGUCGUCCAUAUCGUAGCUAAUUAACGUAGCUAGCUUAUCAGUCCUCUUUGACUUAUCUAAUUAAUAUACACACACGUAGCUUCGAGCUAACCUACGGAAACUACGUCGACUACUCAGACUACAUCGAGUACUGCUAUCUUCUAUUUCCUUUCCUUUCGUUUCCUUUCAUCUGCGUGUCGUCUGCCUACUGUUUGGUUCAAUAAAAUCAACUUGUGCUUAUGAAAUGUAACUUGAUUCUCUGCCUUUUACAUUCACCGGACUCUUCAAUUUUCCCACAUUCAUUUACACAACGAUCCCCGGUUGUUGCUCGAGCAGAGUAGAGUUUCAGGCGUCAUCGUAUUCAUGCGACUUUAGUUCACCACUUCAUAAAUAGAUUUCAUGUCGUCUCCCGGGAAAAAGAGUGAUAGCCAACGGCCUCGUCCAUUGCAGCUUUCCAAGUCGUUUUCCAAUCAAGAACCACCUUCCAGUCCGGAUCGUCUAUCCCGCCCUCUUAGAGCAAACACCAUACAGAACGGUACUAUUCCGUCGGUACUGAUGUCGGACACAGCAAAGUUGGGAGAAAACAGGCGGCCUGGCACACAAUCGGAUAUUUUCGAGAAAACGUCUGAGGAUGAAGGAGAGGGCGGGAAAGCGACUGAGGCGUCUGGAAAGUUACCCGUGGACUUCGAUGAACUUCCCAUAGAGCUUGUGAGCUUAGCAGAUAGUUUUAUUGAUUCUCUAUCUGCAAAGAUUCAUCCCACUCCUCCCUCAGUCGACAAACUAUCUGGGCUUUUCCAAGACUUCUAUGCCGUCGCUGCUAAUCACAUAAACACUCACAUCUCCGCCUUAUCCUCCCGACAACAUCGCGCAAGCUCUCCAGCCCCAGCUGCCUCAUCAUUAUCCUCAACGGCAAGCAAGAUCAGAGCAAAAGCUACUUCUAUGAAUAAGGAACGUCCCAAAGUAAUAGAAAGAAAAUCAUCUGAACAACAGAUGUUAACCAGCGAAGAAAUCAACGAGCGGAAACGUGCUAGGAAAGCCCUUGAGCACAAGCGUGUUGCAUUAGAAGAAGCAAUGGAAAGGAGAGUUUGUGAAGGCAUAUAUGAUAGGAUAUGGCGACACAGGAGUUCACAAGAUGAAGCACAGGAUGAGAAACUCCGAUCGAAAACUGCCGCUUUGUCAGUGGUUGGGAUAGGGUUAGUAGAUUUAGGAGUUGAUCUGGGCAUAGAAUCAAGUGAGAAACCAGAUGCGGCUGAAAAGCGAGAAUUAGAGGUUCGAGAGUGGCUAGAAGGUGCUAGAAGAGAGUUGAUUGCGAUGAACGACGAAAGAUAUCCUCUUGGGAAACUUAACCACUUAAAGGCAGCCCAUAAAGGUAUCGUUGAUACCUUAUCACACUUUCAUCCAUCUUCAUCGGCAGAUGAGAUCAUGCCUAUGCUCAUUUUUACCCUUAUCACAUCCCGGCCAGAAGGGAUGAAUGUUAUAAGCAACCUCUACUUCAUACAACGAUUUAGAUGCGAAACGAAAAUUGAUGGGGAGGCUGCUUAUUGCUUAACAAAUUUAGAAGCUGCGAUUUCAUUCCUUGAAACAGUAGAUCUUGCAAGUUUGAGAGCGGACGAAAUUCCUUCGGGACCAAUUAAAAUCAGCAGUCGGCCUAGCACGCCAAAAACAGAUAAACCUGACUCUUUGACAGUCGGUAUUACACCUACUAGUCUUUCGGCUCCAGCAACUGUUUCGGCAGCCCCAAGUCCUUCUGUGUCUAAACCUACGAACUCACCUUUGUCCACACUUCGGCCUACGAUUCAACCCGCGGAUCGAAGGCUCAGUGAUUUAUUUCAGCCACCUGCGGCUUUUGGUGCAGCUGGAGAUGCGAUAUUUGAUACCGCUGAUCAGGGAUUGAAGAGUAUUGGGAACAGUUUGGAAGGCAGCUAUAAAUUCUUGCUUGGAAAGCUAAAAGAGCGCGACUCCAAAGGCCAAGCUUCAGAAAUAGCUAUACCAAAAACGCUGGAUGAUGCCCGAAAGCUAAUCAGCACACCUCCACCAGAGGAUGACGGAUCUAUAAGUGGUGGAAGUACUCCUCAAAGUCCGACUGUUAAGGAACAUAAGGACGGGUCUAGCGCAGAGACGAAGCCCGAAGGACGUAGCCGAAGUGAUUCGGCUCAAAGACUUGACGAUAGAGUUCUCAGCUUCAUUGGUGGCCGCAAAAUGACUAGAGAAAGAAGCGCGGAUAGUAAUCGAAGCGGCGGUAGCUCUAGCAAAAGGGUUGCAUUUGCUCAGGAGGAAAGUGGAGAGAAAGGGACACCCUCUCCACAAGCUCCUGCCGGUAACCCGGCCAUCGUUGAAUCAAUGCGAAAUCUCGGCAACUCACUCAACCCGAUGAAUAGGAUUGCUGGGAUGGGUAUGAUGCGUGGGUUUGGACGUGUAACAACCCCAACAACCCCUACCUCGACUAAAUCAACCGUACCAGAUGGAGGGAUUCCUGAGUUGACUAGUACGGUCCCUGAUUUAGCAACGUCUCUACCACCCAAAGAGACACCUAAAAUCGCGCCACCUAACAAACGAUUCAUGGAACUUCAAAACCCAGGAGAUCUCAAAAUUAGUGAGGUGAUGGAGUUGUUGAGAGAUUAUAGAAGAUUAGCAGGAGCUUUAAAGGAUCUUGGGGCUGUCUAGGUGGUAUCACCACAAUUUUCUUUGAUUAUUUUGUCUACAUAUCCUCGGAUACCACAUUCCUUAAUUUUUCCUUUGUCUUUUUUUUUCAUUCUAUGGGCUGUCGUUAGAACAUUGGGAGCAUGUUGGAAUGGUGUUCAUUGGGGCGUGGAUAUGGGAAAUAUAGAAUUGGACGGGUGUAUGGUCUGGGAUUUGAAUUGGGAGCCACUGACGAGUGGGGAACGCUUGAAUUUAAAGCUCGACGUGAAAGUGAACUAAACUCAGCCUGAAAGAACGCAUCGAUAUACGUGGGUUUAAAUUCAAAAUCCAAUUGAUCGAAAUAGGAUGGAAUAUAUCGGUACAUUUUGCAGAUGAAGAAGUAGGAGUUAGAUACACGGUAUGGGUUUAAAGGAUUUGGAGAGGUUGAAUUUGUUUGGCAUGAUGGAUGUAGUAGACACCAGAAGAUUGGGAGACAUUAGUGAAGGUGAGUACUCGAGUGCACUCUGUGUGAUGAAGUAGAGAUUGUGAGAUUGAAAAUGAGAAAGACUUCAGAACUAUCAUUUUGUAAAUAUUGUGAUGUGUCAAUGCGAUUUAAACACCAGGACUGGACAGUGAAAUGGAUUUUGUUGGGAUUUGGGAUGCUUGGUUUUCUGGUAGGUAGUUGUAUGAUUGGUUUGUGUUGUGAUGGGAUUUAUUUGAGCUUCUAAUAUGAAAAGGGGGUUGGCUAUCUAGCGAGAAUCGAGAUGGAAUUUUUAUACUUGUGUAUUUGUGCUACUUGGGUAGGUUUAUAUUUUUCGUACA
Botrytis cinerea B05.10 is the source of this 3550-nucleotide messenger RNA. It is a transcript of the gene Bcvps9, whose product is annotated as Bcvps9. The transcript is spliced from 4 exons. Gene Ontology annotation, biological process: vesicle-mediated transport. Gene Ontology annotation, molecular function: guanyl-nucleotide exchange factor activity; small GTPase binding. NCBI's taxonomy places the organism in Eukaryota, Fungi, Ascomycota, Leotiomycetes, Helotiales, Sclerotiniaceae. Gene Ontology annotation, cellular component: cytosol; endocytic vesicle. The record is from RefSeq and is a predicted model, not a curated record. The coding region runs from base 509 to 2773 and encodes 754 amino acids.